Molecule: messenger RNA, 3707 nt
Organism: Peromyscus leucopus (white-footed mouse)
Lineage: Eukaryota; Metazoa; Chordata; Mammalia; Rodentia; Cricetidae
Gene: Skor2
Product: SKI family transcriptional corepressor 2
Exons: 8
Coding region: 52-3078 (1008 amino acids)
Biological process (GO): negative regulation of transcription by RNA polymerase II; negative regulation of BMP signaling pathway
Cellular component (GO): nucleus; transcription regulator complex
Molecular function (GO): DNA-binding transcription factor activity, RNA polymerase II-specific; RNA polymerase II cis-regulatory region sequence-specific DNA binding; SMAD binding
Source: RefSeq, a predicted model, not a curated record
GUCUCCAAGGCAAACCCGGAGCGCUAAGCCCGCGCUUCCGCAGUGGAGGAGAUGGCUUCCAGCCCACUGCCGGGGCCCAACGACAUCCUGCUUGCAUCGCCCUCGAGCGCCUUCCAGGCGGACGCACUGAGCCAGCCACGGCCGGGCCACGCCAACCUCAAACCCAACCAGGUGGGCCAGGUGAUCCUCUAUGGCAUCCCCAUCGUGUCCUUGGUGAUCGACGGGCAGGAACGCCUGUGCCUGGCGCAGAUCUCCAACACCCUUCUCAAGAACUUCAGCUACAACGAGAUCCACAACCGCCGCGUGGCGCUGGGCAUCACGUGCGUGCAGUGUACGCCUGUCCAACUGGAGAUCCUGCGGCGCGCUGGGGCCAUGCCCAUCUCUUCGAGGCGCUGCGGCAUGAUCACCAAGCGCGAGGCCGAGCGCCUUUGUAAGUCAUUCCUAGGCGAAAACCGGCCGCCCAAGCUGCCGGACAACUUCGCCUUCGACGUGUCCCACGAGUGCGCCUGGGGCUGCCGCGGCAGCUUCAUCCCAGCGCGCUACAACAGCUCUCGCGCCAAGUGCAUCAAAUGCAGCUACUGCAACAUGUACUUCUCACCCAACAAGUUUAUUUUCCACUCCCACCGCACCCCGGACGCCAAGUACACGCAGCCAGACGCCGCCAACUUCAAUUCCUGGCGCCGCCAUCUCAAGCUCACAGACAAGAGCCCUCAAGACGAGCUAGUCUUCGCCUGGGAGGACGUCAAGGCCAUGUUCAACGGCGGCAGCCGCAAGCGAGCGCUGCCUCAGCCCAGCGCGCACCCGGCCUGUCACCCGCUCAGUUCCGUCAAGGCAGCUGCGGUGGCGGCCGCGGCCGCGGUGGCCGGGGGCGGGGGCCUGCUGGGCCCGCACCUGCUGGGCGCGCCACCCCCUCCGCCGCCACCACCACCCUUGGCUGAGCUGGCGGGCGCACCGCACGCCCAUCACAAGCGGCCGCGCUUCGACGACGACGACGAUUCCCUACAGGAGGCAGCCGUGGUGGCUGCAGCCAGCCUUUCCGCAGCCGCCGCCAGCCUCUCGGUGGCGGCGGCCACAGGCGGGGCCGGGCCGGGUGCAGGUGGUGCUGGGGGUGGAUGCGUGACCGGCGUGGGCGUGGGCGCCAGUGCGGGGGCUGGUGCGGCAGCUGGCACCAAAGGCCCACGCAGCUACCCAGUCAUCCCAGUGCCCAGCAAGGGCUCCUUUGGGGGCGUGCUGCAGAAGUUCCCGGGCUGCGGGGGCCUCUUCCCGCAUCCUUACACCUUCCCGGCCGCGGCCGCCGCCUUUGGCUUGUGCCACAAGAAGGAGGACGCGGGCGCAGCGGCCGAGGCCCUGGGGGGAGCGGGCGCCGGGAGCACAGGUGCGGCGCCCAAGGCCGGUCUGUCGGGUCUCUUCUGGCCCGCGGGCCGCAAGGACGCCUUCUAUCCGCCUUUCUGCAUGUUCUGGCCACCGCGGACCCCCGGCGGGCUGCCUGUACCCACCUACCUACAGCCCCCUCCGCAGCCGCCGUCUGCGCUUGGCUGCGCGCUGGGUGACAGCCCGACCCUGCUGCGCCAGGCCUUCCUGGACCUGGCCGAGCCGGGUAGCGUGGGUGGCAGCGCGGAGACAGCGCCUCCGCCGGGCCAGCCUCCCCCCGUGGUGGCCAAUGGCCCUGGCUCCGGUCCUCCCGCUGCUGGGGGCGCGGGAGCACGAGAUGCGCUCUUCGAGUCGCCCCCGGGCGGCAGCGGCGGGGACUGCAGCGCCGGGUCCACGCCACCCGCAGAGCCGGGAGUGACGUCCGGGACCGGGACUGCGUCCUCCGGAGCUGGUCCUGCGGGCACUCGUGUGCCGGCGCCCCAUCACCCGCACCUCUUGGAAGGGCGCAAGGCGGGCAGCGGCAGCUACCACCAUUCCAGCGCUUUCCGGCCCGUGGGCGGCAAGGACGACGCCGAGAGCCUGGCCAAGCUGCACGGGGCGUCGGCGGGCGCGCCCCACUCUGCCCCAGCGCACCAUCACCACCACCACCACCACCCACACCACCACCAUCACCACCCUCCGCAGCCGCCGUCGCCACUGCUGCUGCUGCCGCCACAGCCCGAUGAGCCUGGGUCCGAGCGCCACCACCCAGCCCCGCCGCCCCCGCCGCCGCCGCCCCCGCUGGCCCCACAGCCGCACCACCGAGGCCUUCUGUCCCCCGAGGGCACCAGCUGCAGCUACCCCAGCGAGGACAGCUCGGAAGACGAGGAGGACGAGGAGGAAGAGCAAGAGGUGGACGUGGAGGGCCACAAGCCACUCGAAGGCGAGGAAGAGGAGGACGGUCGAGACCUCGAAGACGAAGAGGAAGAAGAUGAGGAGACCGGGGUCCUUCUCGGUGACUCCCUGGUUGGCGGUGGCCGGUUCCUCCAAAGCCGAGGGCUGACGGAGAAGGGGAGCGGCCGGGACCGCACGACGCCCGCCACGGGCGCUUUCCCUCUUGCGCUGAACUCCUCCAGGCUGCUACAGGAGGAUGGGAAGCUGGGGGACCCCGGAGGCUCGGACCUGCCGGCGCCCCCACCCCCACCCCUGGCUCCCCAGAAAGCAAGCGGCGGUGGAGGCAGCAGGCCAGGCAGCCCUGUCCACCAUCCAUCACUGGAGGAGGAGCCCACAUACAAAGAUAAUCAGAAACCCAAGGAAAACAACCAAGUUAUUAUAUCUACAAAGGAUGACAGCUUCUCAGAUAAGAGCAAGGAACACAGCUUUUUCAUCACAGACGCUGAUGCUUCUGGAGACUUUUGGAGAGAAAGAUCAGGUGAACACACACAAGAAACCAAUUCACCUCAUUCGCUCAAAAAGGAUGUAGAAAAUAUGGGGAAAGAAGAACUUCAGAAGGUUUUAUUUGAGCAAAUAGACUUACGGAGGCGACUGGAGCAAGAAUUCCAAGUGUUAAAAGGAAAUACAUCCUUCCCGGUGUUCAAUAACUUUCAGGAUCAGAUGAAAAGGGAACUGGCUUACCGAGAAGAAAUGGUGCAGCAGUUACAAAUCAUCCCCUAUGCAGCAAGUUUGAUCAGGAAAGAGAAGCUUGGCGCCCAUCUCAGCAAAAGCUAAAAGGUUACAGACCCACUUACUCUUGUUCUCUUGUAAGAUACAGCCUACCACUGAGCACUUCGGACCUGCAGGAAAACUGCGAAUUGAAAGGGCUUGGGAAUCAAAGUCAGGUUCAAGAGACGCCAAGGACAAGCGACCUCACAGCAGCAUGGACAGCCAUGUAAAAUAGACUGUGGCCAUCAUUCAUUAGGAGGGGGGAGGGGGGAGCCAACCAGAGCAGUCAAUGCUUGUCACAUCUUUUGGUGGAACCAAAGUUUGAAUGUUUGUGUUUUUAAAGCCUACCUGAACCCAGAGCGCAGGAAGCGCUGUUGGCCGACAGGCUGGGUGGGGAAUCCAUGAUGGUCCUGUGUGGUCUGCGGUGCCACACAGUUGUCCUUUGCUUUUACAGAAGUGAUUUGUAGUGGAAAGAAAACAGAAAAGCAAUCCCGGGAAUGGGGACUUAUGUUUGAACAAACCUGCUUUUCCUAGCAAGCUGGGACAGACACAUGUGGCCCCUUCCUCACUGGUACUUUGCCUGCUGUAUGAAGAUUGUAUUCCUCUGGAAAUAUUUUACAGUUUAAUAUUGAGUGUAAUUAAGAAUAUAAUCAUGUUAUCAAAAAUGGUAUUUAACUCUGUUGUAGUUUCUUUAA